Molecule: messenger RNA, 3634 nt
Organism: Neogale vison (American mink)
Lineage: Eukaryota; Metazoa; Chordata; Mammalia; Carnivora; Mustelidae
Gene: STRN
Product: striatin
Exons: 19
Coding region: 70-2496 (808 amino acids)
Cellular component (GO): dendrite
Molecular function (GO): protein-containing complex binding; protein phosphatase 2A binding; calmodulin binding
Source: RefSeq, a predicted model, not a curated record
CGCUGCUGGCCGCCGCCGUUGCCUCCGCUGCUGGGCGCCUGGGCAGCUCCCGGGGUUUCUGCGGCCGCCAUGGACGAGCAGGCGGGUCCCGGUGUCUUCUUCAGCAACAACCACCCGGGCGCCGGCGGUGCCAAGGGUCUCGGGCCUCUGGCGGAGGCUGCCGCGGCCGGCGACGGGGCGGCUGCGGCGGGGGCGGCGCGAGCCCAAUACAGCCUCCCUGGGAUCCUGCACUUCCUGCAGCAUGAGUGGGCCCGCUUCGAGGUUGAGAGAGCCCAGUGGGAGGUGGAGCGGGCGGAGCUGCAGGCCCAGAUUGCUUUCCUUCAGGGGGAAAGAAAGGGUCAAGAAAUUUUGAAGAAAGAUCUUGUGAGGAGGAUCAAAAUGCUGGAGUACGCUCUUAAACAGGAAAGAGCCAAAUACCACAAGUUGAAAUAUGGAACAGAAUUGAAUCAGGGAGAUAUGAAGCCGCCAAGCUAUGAUUCUGAUGAAGGUAAUGAAACAGAGGUACAACCACAGCAAAACAGCCAGUUAAUGUGGAAACAAGGUCGACAACUACUCAGACAGUAUCUACAGGAGGUGGGUUACACAGAUACCAUUCUAGAUGUGAAAUCUAAACGAGUACGAGCUUUGUUGGGCUUUUCAAGUGAUGUCACUGACAGGGAAGAUGACAAAAAUCAGGAUUCAGUUAUAAAUGGCACAGAGGCCGAGGUUAAAGAGACGGCAAUGAUUGGAAAAUCCGAGUUAACAGAUUCUGCCUCUGUGCUGGAUAAUUUCAAAUUCCUUGAAAGUGCAGCUGCAGAUUUCAGUGAUGAAGAUGAAGAUGAUGACAUUGAUGGAAGAGAGAAAAGCAUCAUUGAUACUUCAACGAUUGUUAGGAAAAAAGCAUUGCCUGAUAGCAGUGAAGAUCGAGAUACAAAAGAAGCUCUAAAGGAGUUUGACUUCUUGGUUACAUCAGAGGAAGGAGACAAUGAGUCUAGAAGUGCGGGUGAUGGAACAGAAUGGGAAAAGGAAGACCAGUGUCUCAUGCCUGAAGCCUGGAAUGUGGACCAGGGAGUAAUUACCAAACUCAAGGAACAAUACAAAAAGGAGAGAAAGGGGAAAAAGGGGGUGAAGAGAAAAACUACCGAAGAUCUGUUUCAGCCUCUAUCCUAUAUAAAACAGUCAAAACAGGGAUGUGGGAGAAUGAAGAACCAAAGCUCAGGGCCCAAUAGGUCAAAACUACAAGAUAUGCUUGCUAAUUUGAGAGAUGUUGAUGAACUUCCCUCAUUGCAGCCAUCUGUGGGUUCACCUUCCAGACCCACCAGCUCGAGGCUUCCUGAACAUGAAAUAAAUAGGGCGGAUGAAGUAGAAGCAUUGACCUUUCCUCCUUCUUCUGGGAAAUCCUUCAUCAUGGGAGCAGAUGAAGCCCUUGAAAGUGAACUGGGUCUUGGAGAAUUGGCAGGCCUUACAGUGGCCAAUGAAGCAGAUUCACUAACUUAUGAUAUAGCAAACAAUAAAGAUGCAUUGAGGAAGACAUGGAACCCUAAGUUUACAUUACGAAGUCACUUUGAUGGCAUUCGAGCCCUUGCUUUCCACCCCAUUGAGCCUGUUUUGAUAACAGCAUCAGAGGAUCACACAUUAAAAAUGUGGAAUUUGCAGAAAACAGCCCCAGCCAAAAAGAGUACUUCUCUUGAUGUGGAGCCUAUCUAUACAUUCAGGGCUCAUAAAGGUCCAGUGCUUUGUGUGGUAAUGAGCAGCGAUGGUGAGCAGUGCUACAGUGGAGGCGCUGACGGGCUGAUCCAGGGCUGGAAUACCACCAACCCCAACAUCGAUCCCUAUGACUCCUAUGAUCCUUCUGUUUUAAGAGGCCCUCUUCUAGGCCACACCGAUGCCGUCUGGGGCUUGGCUUACAGUGCAGCACAUCAGCGCUUAUUGUCAUGUUCAGCAGAUGGCACUCUCCGUUUAUGGAAUACAACUGAGGUUGCUCCAGCCCUAAGUGUAUUUAACGAUAAUCAAGAGUUGGGAAUCCCUGCCUCUGUGGAUCUCGUGAGCAGUGAUCCGAGCCAUAUGGUAGCAUCAUUCAGCAAAGGAUAUACAAGCAUCUUUAACAUGGAAACGCAGCAGCGCAUUCUCACUCUAGAAUCUAACCUAGAUUCAACCAACUCUUCCUGCCAAAUAAAUAGAGUCAUCAGCCAUCCCACUCUUCCCAUCAGCAUCACAGCUCAUGAAGACAGGCACAUCAAAUUCUACGAUAACAACACAGGCAAACUCAUCCACUCCAUGGUAGCCCACCUAGAAGCUGUUACAAGUCUAGCAGUUGAUCCUAAUGGCUUGUACUUGAUGUCUGGCAGUCAUGACUGUUCAAUACGUUUAUGGAACCUAGAAAGUAAGACGUGUAUCCAAGAGUUCACAGCUCAUCGGAAAAAAUUUGAAGAAUCAAUUCAUGAUGUAGCUUUCCACCCAUCCAAAUGCUAUAUAGCCAGUGCUGGGGCUGAUGCACUGGCUAAAGUCUUUGUAUGACACAAUGCAUCAUCUUCACCUUCUAGCUCUUUAUAAAUAAUCAACUGCACAAAAAGAGAUACAGAAGACCAGGGCAAGAAUCAGCCUGUCUUGCCCUUUUGUUCUGCUGAAGGAGCACAGAGAACAUUUGUUAAAGUAUAGUUUUGCAAUUCGUAUACUGUUUUCUAAAACUGAGGUUUGUUCAGGUUGCUGCAAGCUCAGCUGAAUCUAUGAGCCUGAAAACUGUUUCAAAUUUUUCCCCCAAAUAGGAGCUUUUAUUUCUGAGGUUGUUCUAAUUCGCUAGGCAGGCCUGAGCGAACAUAAGUUUAGCUUGUCCCUCUUGAGUAAAUAGGGCACGCUAUAAAGGACAAUUAAAAAGCUUGAUGACUGGGAAUGAGUGGAGGAAGAACAGAAAUUUAGACCUAGUUCUCCCCUGAGAAAUCUUGUUAAACACAUUAGGUAGUCAAAACAAUAAUCUUGACCAUAUCUGCUGUUACUAACCCUUAAGUACAUAAGGACCAGGCAGUGUUCAAAUGAGAUUUUAAUUUAGCUCUUCUUUCAUCUGUGCACAUAAAGCACCUGGCAAAGCAUUUUACCUGUUAAAGGAAAAAAAAAUGCAAUAAUAUGUUAAAUAUAUUAUUAUUCAGAAAUACUAAACAAAUAUUUAGUUUGUAAGCAGAUUUCUAUAUUGUAUUACAUUUUUGAAAAUAGAUUUGGUAUCAUUGUAAAGUUUAGCUGUCAAAAUCAGUCAUCAUUAUGAAUAGUUGGUAGAGUCUGCUUUUACUAAAGGAUUUAACUUAUUCAGGUUUGAGAUUCUGUUUAUUUUUAAGGGCAAGCAGGGCAUAUCUUUAUAAUUUCUGUUAAUUUUAAAAAUUCACUCUAUUCAUGUGAUAUUUAUAAUACCAGAGUGGUUAUCUCAUAUUGAUGAAAUCUUACCUUUCAGUGGUUUGAAAAGACAGAAGUUAUCUGUGAGUACUCAUUUGUCAAAACCCACAUAUCAUGCUUCAGAUGACCUCUUGCUCUUUCUUUGUCUCUCAUAUUCAAAUUAUCUGACAUCUACUGAAAAGAGUUUAUAAUUAUUAUGUUUUAACAGCCCAGAGGGUUUGGUUAAUGUCAGGCAGCUGCUUUUGCAGUACUAAAUAAAGCCAACUAUUUUGUA